Molecule: messenger RNA, 1470 nt
Organism: Triticum dicoccoides
Lineage: Eukaryota; Viridiplantae; Streptophyta; Magnoliopsida; Poales; Poaceae
Exons: 11
Coding region: 106-1182 (358 amino acids)
Source: RefSeq, a predicted model, not a curated record
GGCAAAAAAAACAAGAGCGAGUCCGUACAAUCGGAUACCGAGCGCGGCCGGCGGUUCGCCCCCUUCCCAAAUCCCGGCGACGGCGGUCGGUCGGACGGAGAGGAGAUGCGGCCCCGCACGGCGGACCACCUCGAGGCGCUCUCCCUCGAGAUCGAGCGCAAGCUGCACAAGGCUCUGAAUUCCAACUCGCAGCGCCUCAAGCUGCUGCAGCAGCUGUUUGCCGACAUCGCGCUCAAGGUCGACGACCGCGCUCGAGAUAAGAUUUUAAGCACCAAUAAUGAGGGGAUCGCUCCAGUAGACGACCGCGAAGACGGCCAUUUGUGCUUCUAUGAGAUUCUUGCACAUCACUAUGUGAAAGUACCUCAAAGUGGGAGGCGUAUACUUGAGUUGAUAGUGCAACUCUGGAGCCAAUCCUUUGCAGCCAACAUAUUUGCACUUCUUUUUCACAGAUGGUUGUUUGAAGUCCCUCUUGAGGGGAAGGAGGUAUCACUAAGAUACAGCUCUGCUCUUGUCCAAGGAGCUACUAACGUUUUUUGGAUUGACAUUCAAACCAAUACAAGGUACUUCCUCCCAUUGUAUCAUUAUCUCCUUGAAGAAGUCGCUUUAGUUCCAGAUCAACUCAUUAAGAUAUCACCACAGGCUGGUAGAAAUCUAUUCUGCCUCCUCUCCAGAUUCAUGCUGUUCUAUGAUCAGGAUCACUUGCUUACAGGUUUUCUUGGGCAUUUCCCUGCUUUUCCAAAUUCUUUCUUGGUUGGUGGAGCUGCAGAUUACUUUGUGAUUGAACUCACCGAUCAGCUCCAGAAGCUAAAAGUGGAGCCAGUACUGCUGCACUACCUUUCCCGCAUGACCAUCCUUCAAGGCUGGGAGUUGAGGAUGAGUACAAGCACCAGACUAAAGUCAUGCCUGUAUAGCUUCACAUCGCCUGGAGGCCCUGCCUAUCCAACAAGAGCCGUCCGGCAUGCAGCCUGGAAUACGUUGGAUUUACUUUUUCCUGUGGGUCGCUAUCCGAGGCAUGUGAUAAGUCUGUUCUUUCGGCUGCUCUAUCCAUGGUAUUGGCCUUCCUCUUGCUGGAACUUCGUCAUGACCUGCGUGAGCACCAUCUACUACUACAUCCUGAAUCUGCUCUUCUCGAUCUGGGAGAACAUGAGGAGGCGCGACCAUCAAAGGAUGCACAGAGAAUGAAGAAACCGCGGCCGGGCCGGGCCUAAUCAAGGCUAUAAUGUUGUGUUGUUGUUCUUUUUCACCUUAGAAUGGUUAGCAUCAUGUGUGUGUGCAUGAAAUUUGUUGUAUAAAUCCAAGUGUCUGUUGUGUUUGUUAUACAUGGACAGAGGAUGUGAUGUGAGUCAGAGAUGUGCAGUGAGAGAGGGGAGGAAGGGGCAGUUUUUAUGCUCACCAGUCUGAAGCUGUAAUUUGUAUACAACAUUCAGCAGCUUCUCCAAAUGCCAUCAAAGGUUAUUACCCAUGCUCUAA